AUGGAAGGAAAUGAUGCUGGUAUUCUUUCACCAGUUUCCGAUUCUGCUUUGGAACAAGUCAAGAAGAUUUUCAACUGGGACACUGCCUCAAAACCAGAAAUUAACAAACAAAAGAAGCAAACUCAAAUUUUGCGUUUCCAAAUGGCUCCACGUGAUACAGGAAGUGCACCAGUUCAAAUUGCUGUCCUUACUGAACGUAUCAAGGCUCUCACUGAACAUUUGAAAACCAACCACAAGGAUUAUGCUUCAUCAAGAAAAUUGCAAGUGAUAGUCAAUAGAAGAAAGAGAAUGAUGAGAUAUUUGAAGAGGACAAAUCCUGAUACUUAUUGGGAAACCGUUCGUAACUUGGAUAUGAAGAUUAGUUUGGUAGAUUAA
Naegleria gruberi is the source of this 375-nucleotide messenger RNA. RefSeq lists its product as uncharacterized. Gene Ontology annotation, cellular component: ribosome. Gene Ontology annotation, molecular function: structural constituent of ribosome. The record is from RefSeq and is a predicted model, not a curated record. Gene Ontology annotation, biological process: translation. The transcript has a single exon. Bases 1 to 375 code for a protein of 124 amino acids. NCBI's taxonomy places the organism in Eukaryota, Heterolobosea, Eutetramitea, Acrasida, Naegleriidae.